This is a messenger RNA of Trichoderma citrinoviride, 2139 nucleotides long. RefSeq lists its product as hypothetical. Gene Ontology annotation, biological process: negative regulation of transcription by RNA polymerase II; positive regulation of transcription by RNA polymerase II. Gene Ontology annotation, cellular component: transcription regulator complex; nucleus. The transcript has 6 exons. Bases 1 to 2139 code for a protein of 712 amino acids. Lineage: Eukaryota; Fungi; Ascomycota; Sordariomycetes; Hypocreales; Hypocreaceae. The record is from RefSeq and is a predicted model, not a curated record.
AUGCCUCCCAACGCCGGCCAGCAAGGCGCGCCCGGCGGUAUGCCUCACCAGUUCGCUGGCGGCCACAUCGCCGUCUCCGGCCCGGGAGGCCAGGUCAAUCCGGCCAUGAUGGGCGGCAUGCCGCCUGGUGCCAGCCCUGGCCCUCACGCGAUGCACCAGCUCACUCCCGCGCAACAGCAGAUGUUUCAGCAACAGCAGCAGCAACAGCAGCAGCAGCAGCAUCUGCAACAGUUCAAUAUGAACAACCCGAGCGCAAUGGCCGCCAUUCGCCAGCAGCAGCUACUGCAGCAGCAGCAGCAGCAACAGCGGCAAGCCAUGUUCGCCCAGCAGUUCCAAGGCAUGGGCGCCGGAGUCAACGGUUUACCCAUGGGCAUGCAGCUGAGCCAGCUGAGCCCCCAGCAGAUUCAGCACCUGAGACAGCGGACCGCCAUGGGCCAUGUUGCCGGCCAUAACCCGCAGGCGAUCAUGGCCCAACAGCUGGCCCUCCAGCAACACGCGGCCCAGCAGCAAGCAGCCCAGCAAGCGCAGCAGCAGGCGGCGGCGCAACAGGCGGCGCAACAGCAGGCGGCGCAUAACCAGCAGAUGGCUGCCGGCCAUAACCAGGCGCAGCACAUGGCAAUGAACGCGCAGCCCAUGGGCAUGCAGCAGCAGAACCCCAUGGCCGCGGCGGCUCAGCCGCAGAUGGGCGCCCAGCAGCAACAGAACCAGCAGCCCCCAGGACAGCCUCAACCGCAGCAGCAGCAGCAGCAGCAGCCUGGGCCCCAGUCACAGCAAGCGCCGCAGCAGACCUCUCAGGGAGGCACACCUGCUGCCUCGGGCCAGCAGACACCGUCCCAGACUCCGGCCCCGACACCCGCCCACGCGAACCAGAUGCCACCUGGACAGCCCCAACCCCAGCAAGCGCAGCCUCCGAACCAGGCCCAGAUAGCCGCCCAGCAGCUGAUGGCGUCUUCCAUAAUGCAGCAGCAGCAGAUAAGAGAAGGGAUGAAGACUCGGUGCCUCUUGAAGCUGAUGCAGUUUGGGGAACGCCUUAGCGGCUAUCCUGGCGCUAAGAACAAAGACGAUCUGUCAUAUUGGAAUAGAUUUGUAGCCCAAUUCUUCUCACCUAGCGGCGUGUUCCGACAUUCAUUACACGUCAGCGAUUCUGAAGACACGCCGGACAAGCAGUACGACAUUUCGUACCCGGCAAUUGCUCGCUACUUCCACACGCAUUUCUGCAGUGGUGUCAAGAGCAUACAGCUCAUCCUGGAUAGCGGAAGCAGUGACAAGCAUAUGCCAGGAGACUGCUACUGCAUCGAAAACCCGAGGGCCAGCUUCGUCUACUGGUUUGAGACGGGGUCACAUCUCGUGGCCACGGGUACACUACGGGCGCAGUUCGAUGCCGAACAAAAGAUUGAACUGUUCGAGUUCCUCACGACGAGACAAGAGGAAUACGUUUCUCGGAAACGGGUGAUUGAAGCUGCCAAGCCAGCACACGAAUGGAUCAAGGAGUGGCGCAGCGUGAACACGAUGGAUGGCAAGCAGUCGCCAGAAAUGUCGAAGAAGGGCAAAGCCCGACAGCUCAAGUCUCCUCAGAAAGAGCCGCCAGGAGUUCUGGUUGAUCUACCAGACUCUGCAGUGAACAGCAAGGGCGUCACGGAGGCGGUGCAUCAGUUCCUCGAGAUUGUGGAAGUUAUGGGCCAGAUGAACCCGUUGUUCGGAUUCUACCACUCCAACCCUGGCCUUAGCCCCUAUGCCGCGCUCGAACAAUACGUAGCCACGCAAAUCAACAACAACCCACAGCCGAUGAUGAAUGGGCAAAACAUGGUCCAAGGGCCCAGGACGCCCAGCUUCGGGCAGUUCCAGAUGGGGGCGAGCCCUGCUGCGGCGCACAUGAAUCUGCCGGGGUCGCCUCACAUCGGCAGCCCUGCGCCGGGCCAAGCCCCGGGGAUGCAGCUCCAGCCUAGCCAGCAAGGGACGAGUUCAAGCGGGCCGAGCGCAAACACAUCGCCGGCUUCCAACAAGCGCCGACGUCCGUCCACUGUCAAGGUCGAAGACGAUUCGGCCACAGCAGGCGCUGCCCAGGUCAACGGCAUCCAGAACAGGGGCAAGCCCCAAACACCUCGAAUGGCCAAGCGGUUGAAGGGCAACCCAGCGUGA